UUAACAAACCCUUCUUCCCUGAUUUUACGUAGACACUGAGGAUGCUAGCGAAACUGACCUGGCAAAGCAUGAUGAAGAAGACUAUGUAGAAAUGAAGGAACAGAUGUAUCAGGAUAAACUAGCUUCUCUCAAGAGACAGUUACAACAGUUGCAGGAAGGUACGUUACAGGAGUAUCAGAAGAGGAUGAAAAAACUAGAUCAGCAGUACAAAGAGAGGAUACGAAAUGCAGAACUCUUCCUGCAGCUGGAAACUGAACAAGUGGAAAGAAAUUACAUUAAAGAAAAGAAGGCAGCAGUAAAAGAAUUUGAAGAUAAAAAGGUUGAACUGAAAGACAACCUGAUUGCUGAGCUAGAAGAAAAGAAGAAGAUGAUUGAAAAUGAAAAGCUAACCAUGGAACUGACUGGAGAUUCUAUGGAAGUGAAACCCAUCAUGACCAGGAAGUUGCGGAGGCGACCAAAUGACCCUGUCCCCAUUCCAGACAAGAGGAGAAAACCUGCUCCUGCCCAGCUAAAUUACUUGUUAACAGAUGAACAGAUCAUGGAGGAUCUGCGAACAUUAAAUAAGCUUAAGUCACCCAAGAGACCCGCAUCCCCCUCUUCUCCUGAACACUUGCCUGCCACACCAGCUGAGUCUCCAGCCCAGAGAUUUGAAGCCCGGAUAGAAGAUGGCAAAUUGUACUAUGAUAAAAGAUGGUACCACAAGAGCCAAGCCAUCUAUCUGGAGUCAAAGGACAACCAGAAACUGAGCUGUGUGAUCAGCUCUGUUGGAGCCAAUGAGAUCUGGGUGAGAAAGACCAGUGACAGCACCAAGAUGAGGAUUUACUUGGGCCAGCUUCAGCGUGGGCUCUUUGUGAUCCGCCGGAGGUCAGCGGCUUGACUUUCUACAGUGCGCUACUUCCCUUGACCCUUUUUCUGAAGUGGUUUUUGGUUUUGUUGUUUUCUUCCUAAUAGAAAGUUUUUAACUUGGGAAUUGCUCCUUGGCCUUGGACAAUGGAGAACACUGUUGUGGAUUCUGCAAGGCACUUUCGUGGCCAGUCGCUCCCAUCUUUGUUUCAUUCUUUACUGCCUCGACUUCUUCCAGUCAUCCGUCGCCAUAAGAUGAUUUUACUUUCAGGCGAAUUGGGAAUUUAACUUACUUAUUUGUUUAUUUUUUUUUGGCUUUGUGGUUUUUCCCCCCCCAAAGCUUCUUUUGAGUUUGAAGGGACAUUUUUUUUUAAUUGAUUAUCUUUAGGUCUUUCUACCAUGAAGAGGAGCGGGAAGGGAUACACUCAACAAUGGAUUUUCAUGUUUUGAAUCUGAUUAGUGGAUCAUGUACCUACUUCCCUUGUGGAGUCUAAUUCAGUGUUUCCCCAGAAGCUUGGGGCAGAGGUCCUAGCAGAAGAAGAUUAAUUCUGCUGGCUCUCAGCCUUCUCAGAGAAAUAAAUGCCUUGUGGAACAUCUGGCGUAUGCCAUCCACUCCACUGGCUGAACGACAGAAAAAUUUGCCUGAGGGACUAUGUGCGCUGAAGUAAUUGGGGCUGGGGGGAGGGGGCAUUUCAUAUUCAUAAUGUGCUGAAGAUACCGUAUUUUAAAUGUUAUUUAAUGCACAAGUGGUUUAUUUACACACAGUUGUUCUAGCUCGAGCUGGAAACAAGAAGUGGUCAUUCAGAUCGUUUCAUUUGCAACUAAUUUUCCCUGUUGCCGGUAGGUGAAGAGACCUGCCACAGGCUGAUUAUUGGGUUAUGUAUCGAAGUUUGGGAGGGAGAUUGAUGAGUGAGAGUCUGCAGUUAUCUACAGACUCUCACUCAUAAUUCAAAUUGCACUCUUGUCACUGAUCCCAUUAUUGCACAUUGGCCAUUCCAAACCCAUGGAACCUUGCUGUCGGCACUCACAGCCUCCUGGAGUUCUGGCCCAGGUUGAGGACAGAAGGCUGUCGCUAAACCCACUCUUCCUAAUGAAUUCUGAUGAAACAGCCUCCCCUUCACUCCGUGCACCCUUUCCUCAUUCCUACAACGAGAGAAAUGACUUGUUGGGUCAUGGGGUUUUUUGUAUUCUAGUUGCCACCUUACGAUGUUUACCAAGUUUUGGGGGUUAGAGCAUGUGUUAGCAUCUCUUUGGGCAAUUAGUAGACUUGACAUGUCCUAGGAAACCUUUGUACGUAGUUCCCUUGGUCUCAAGUGAUUCCCUUUGUGUUGUCUCUCGAUGUACACACCCCAACACAAGUCGCAAGUCAUGGGGCUGUGAUGACAGGUAAAUCACCUCCAAAGUCCUGCCUUCGACAGAGACCAAACCUUACUGACUCGGAGUAAAGACUUGUACAGAUAUAUUUUUGUUUUAAUUUAUAAUCUAUUUUUUUCAUUUUUUUAUUCUGGUGAUAGGGUCUCAUUUAAAAACAGGAUAAAGAGUGCUGUUCAUCAAAAGUUGCCUGGGCCUUUGGUGUUUAUUCUCUGCCCCCAGGACCUCCCAUUAUUAGAAUGUUGACUUCAGUGAACCAAGUCCACAGUAAAGAGGGGCUUCACGUUUUGUUUCUUCUUGGCAGCCUUGGCUGUUUGGGGUUUCUCUCUUGCUUGAAUUGUCAUUGUGGUGUGUGUAACAUCCCGUAAUAGCAGGUACUGGUUGUCAUCUAGUGCCCUGUGAUGGAAAUUAUUUAGAUGUAUUUAGUAUGUGCUGCCAUCAAAGAGUUUUUUGUUUGUUUUAAUGAUUGUAUUAGCUUACCUUCCUAACAGUACACCAGAGUUUGCUUUUUUUGGGAAAGGAUUGUAUUGAUAACUGUUGGGGAUUCAGCAUUGAGCGGCAAGUUGCCUUUUCCCCUGCCUUGCCUGGUGGCACCUUUGUGUUUUUGUGAAGUAACUAUUUGAAGACCAGUAUCUGGAUGCUUUGGCCUUUUCUCUUCUGUAAAUUUGAGGGUGUUGAGGCCACAGGGAGGCAUGGUCUUGGCCCCAUCACUGCCUUUUGCCCCUCAGUGUUCUCACAACUCUUAAAAUCAUGAUCUACCGAAAAUGAAGGAAAAUGUGAUUUAGACGUGACAUACAGCACAGUAAAGUAUGUUCCUGAUCCCAGAAGAUUUAUUAGUUUUUUACUUAGUUACUCCAGAGAUGAAAAAUCAGCAUUUCAACCUCUCAGAUGCCCCUGCAGUGACCGGGAGUGGAAGAGCCCAUUCGUUAGGAGCUGGAGGAACUUUUGUGAUGGGGAACACAGACUUUGGGACUCCUAUAAUAAGAGAGGGCUGGCUUUUAGCCCAGCUGGCCAUUCUUAUUCUAAAAGUUUUGUCUCUCACUAGACCCAGGGUACAGAUGAGUUCCCAAAUUCAACUAUUUUCUGUAAAGUGACUUUGAUAAAGGUUGGUCCAGACACUUCUGAUCAAGAACCUGUAUGUGUGUGUUUCUGAUGAAGAACUUGGAUGUGUGUCAUUCUGAUCAAGAACCUGUUGAUACAUUUGUUCAGCUUGAGGCAUCUGCCACAAGUACACAGUGUUUGCUAUCCACGUGUCCUAGUAUUUAUUUUACCUCCUUUUGGGGGUUUUGUAUAUUUCUCCAACUCCUUUUCUCCCUAAGCCAGUGUCCUCUUGAACAGUUUCCAUAUUUCGGUAGCCAUACCAAAGCCAGGAUAUUUUCAUUUGAUUAGAUACCAGUAUUUGUGGAUGUCUAACUACCUAAUGUAACUUAGUUUUUUAAAAAACUUCUAACUGGGGCCAGUGUACGAUCCAGAGGCUGAUCUGCAAAUCAAGCUACUUAUAUACUUGUGUGGGGGACCCUGUGCUCAGCAUUGGGUGGCUUUUCUAAGAGAAAUAUGGGGGAGGGUUGGUUGCAAUUUUUUUAAAUCUAACUUGGGGGGGGGGGAAUCCUAUUUUUUUACAAUAUUCUUUUGUUUUUCUAUUAGCAUUUUCCUUUAGCCUCGAAUUUUACUAAAUUUCCUUCUGAUUUAAAAAUCUUUUUUCUAAUCUGGGAAUUUGAAAUAUUGGUACUUAUUUAAUGUUACACCAAUUUUUCCAAAGAGUUCAAACCACUUUAUUACCAGAACGUGGUAAAAAAAAUUUUUGCAGCCAUUUCAAGCAGCUGGUGGGCUUUUUAUAAAAUAACACCAUUACCUGGUACUAUUAUAUGUUCUGAGAGGUGGAUGUAAAAAUGUAAAAAGUAUAGGCUUUUUUUUUUUUUAAAUAACAAUAAACUUUCAAAGAAAAAACCA
Myotis brandtii (Brandt's bat) is the source of this 4164-nucleotide messenger RNA. It is a transcript of the gene SUDS3, whose product is annotated as SDS3 homolog, SIN3A corepressor complex component. Gene Ontology annotation, biological process: negative regulation of transcription by RNA polymerase II. The coding region runs from base 92 to 877 and encodes 261 amino acids. Lineage: Eukaryota; Metazoa; Chordata; Mammalia; Chiroptera; Vespertilionidae. Gene Ontology annotation, molecular function: histone deacetylase binding. The record is from RefSeq and is a predicted model, not a curated record. Gene Ontology annotation, cellular component: Sin3-type complex. The transcript is spliced from 11 exons.